Messenger RNA from Gymnogyps californianus (California condor), 4572 nucleotides. RefSeq names its product BRISC and BRCA1 A complex member 2 (gene BABAM2). Gene Ontology annotation, cellular component: BRISC complex; BRCA1-A complex. Bases 105 to 1256 code for a protein of 383 amino acids. Gene Ontology annotation, biological process: double-strand break repair. NCBI's taxonomy places the organism in Eukaryota, Metazoa, Chordata, Aves, Accipitriformes, Cathartidae. The transcript has 12 exons. The record is from RefSeq and is a predicted model, not a curated record.
UAAAGGAGCCUAGGACAUAAGUCUGGUUUUAUGUUGGCAUUGAAUAAGCAGGCUUCACUGAAUGUUGCAGAGCUCAAGACAAAAGGAGAGAGGAACAUACUAAAAUGUCACCUGAAGUUGCCUUGAACAGAAUUUCUCCAGCGCUCUCGCCCUUCAUUUCCAGUGUGGUCAGAAAUGGAAAAGUAGGACUGGAUGCUACUAAUUGUUUACGGAUUACAGACUUGAAAUCUGGCUGUACAUCCUUGACCCCUGGACCUAGCUGUGAUCGGUUUAAGCUACAUAUCCCUUAUGCUGGAGAAACACUCAAAUGGGAUAUAAUAUUCAAUGCUCACUAUCCUGACCUGCCACCAGAUUUUAUCUUUGGAGAGGAUGCUGAAUUUUUGCCAGAUCCUUCUGCUUUGCAUAAUUUAGCUGCUUGGAAUCCUUCAAACCCUGAGUGCCUCCUGCUUGUUGUGAAAGAGCUUGUGCAGCAGUAUCACCAGUUUCAGUGCAGCAGAUUACGCGAGAGCUCUCGUCUCAUGUUUGAAUAUCAGACUUUACUUGAAGAGCCCCAGUAUGGAGAAAACAUGGAAAUCUAUGCUGGCAAAAAAAACAACUGGACUGGAGAAUUCUCAGCUCGCUUCCUCUUGAAGUUGCCUGUAGAUUUCAGCAAUAUUCCUACAUACCUUCUCAAGGAUGUGAAUGAAGAUCCUGGAGAAGAUGUUGCACUUCUGUCCGUUAGUUUUGAGGAUGCAGAAGCUACUCAGGUUUUUCCUAAGCUGUACCUCUCCCCGCGUAUUGAACAUGCACUUGGAGGAUCAUCCGCACUUCACAUCCCAGCCUUUCCUGGUGGAGGUUGUCUUAUCGACUAUGUACCCCAAGUAUGCCAGCUGCUAACAAACAAGGUACAAUAUGUUAUUCAGGGAUACCAUAAGAGAAGAGAGUAUAUCGCAGCUUUCCUGAGUCACUUUGGAACUGGUGUGGUGGAAUAUGAUGCAGAAGGUUUCACAAAGCUUACUCUGUUGCUGAUGUGGAAAGAUUUUUGCUUCCUUGUUCACAUUGACCUACCCUUGUACUUUCCUCGAGACCAACCAACCCUAACAUUUCAGUCCGUCUACCACUUCACUAACAGUGGCCAGCUGUACUCCCAGGCCCAGAAGAAUUACCCUUACAGCCCCCGCUGGGAUGGCAAUGAAAUGGCCAAGAGAGCAAAGGCAUAUUUCAAAACGUUUGUCCCUCAGUUCCAGGAGGCAGCAUUUGCUAAUGGGAAGCUUUAGGCAGCCUCGGGCACGGAGGUGAUACUGGACAGAUCCUUCAGUCUGCGCGUGUCAGCCCACAAGAAGAAUGCCUGGAAAUGGGUUGGACUGUCUUGAUAGGUGCUUUCUUGCCUCUGAAAUGGUUUUGGUAGCUUCAGUUUUUGUCAGAUUUCUGAAACGCAGACCUCACUAGCAUGCUUAAAACUGAAUAUUUGAUAUUCGUCCUGUCCAUUUGCCUCUGCCACCACCAUUCCUUUAUAUAUCUACUGGAUUAAAUUUAAAAGGACGUGUUUUGAUGUGAUAAGAUUUCUUGUGCCAACAAUGUCCUGUAUGUUAUGCCUUGUUUCCUUGUCUUCAGAUAGUGUAAAUUGGAUCUUUUUUGUUCCCACGGAAAUACGAUGUAAUUUAUAUAUUUACUUAACAUUUCCAGCUUAUCCUAAGAAAAUAUAAAACUGCCGUAUGUACCAGGAAUGCCUAAUGGACUGUACAGUGCCAUAUUCUGCCUUGGAGGUUUGCGUCUCACUGUGGUUGUUACUCUCACAGGUAUGGAUAUGAGUUGCACAGUUCAAUUCUCAGUGCCUUUCAAGUUGGUCUGAUAUUAAUAUGGCAGGGUGUUGGAGAUUUUUUUUUAAUAUUUCAGUUGAAAGCUCAUCUUAUAUGAAAUGCUAUGCUUUUAUGCUUUGUUUUUAUUUCCAGUUGUACAAUUUUGCUGUUUUUCUAAUGAACUCCCCUUGCCAUUACAAAAAAGUUCUACUUCUUUAGUACCAAUGCACAAGCAACUAAUUGUAUAAAUCAGUAUAACAAAAUAAAGCUCUUGCAUAGACCUGUAAUUUUUCCAAGUAAGAUAAAUACUUGCUAAGAAGCAAACUUUCAACAAAGGAAUGAAUGAUGUCUUGGAAAAUAACUGAUGAAAUAAUGUAGGGCUACAGGUAUUUAGCUUAAUGCUUAAGUUCAACAUGUCUUCUCAGAAAUAAUUUUAAGUGUAUGUAACUGGAAACAUUACCUCCCCUAAUUCUGAAAUGCCAAAUGCAAAAUCCCACCUAUUCAUCCUUUCUUUUACGCUUGUGUCAGGCGCACCAGUUGGGGCUAACUGUCACGAUGUGACUUCCCAAAUUAAUUUGUAAAUAGACCAGGGUACUUUCCAGUAAGGAAUAAAAUUAACAGUGUAUGUUGCUUAUAAAUGGCAUGUGGAAAAUGUGCCCUACUUCUGCUAAAUAUGAGGAACUAAAUGAAUAGUAUGCAGAUGAUACAGUGGCACUGGAAAACAUCUAAUUUGAAAUUAUUCACUAUAGCACCACUAUCUGCUUAUGCAAUGAAAUCUCAUCAAAUUAGUUGAUUGGCAGUAUUCUCCUACCCUUUCUAAAACUUGUUAUUUUACAUUAAAAAUAGUGCUUUCCAGGGGAAUGUCCACCUAGGAAAUGCGGAUGGGUUUUUGAGCAGUGAAGCUUAAUAAUUAAGAAUUAUGCAAAUAAUUCGCCUCUAGAAACUACAGGUGUUUUUAGCUAGUUUAUAGGCAAAAUUUUAGUUUAUGUUUAAUACUGAAGUUCUUGGCUGGAAAUUAAACUGCAAACAAAAUGAGAAGCCUUAUUGCAAAUCUACGGAGGAGGGGGCGUAUUCUGUCCUGUGAGCCAGCCCCUUGUGACUCUCGCUGCAUUAUCUGAGGGCUGUAAAUGGCUCCAAAGGUCUGAGCCUCAAUUCCCUCUGUGGAGGCAUUGCAUUAGGCUUAUGCAUGCAAACCAAGACUUUACAGCAGAUGUGGAGGCUAAUGGUUGUAUGUGAAUAGCAAAGCCGUAACUGAACAACCUUAAAUGACUGAAACCAGGCAUUGUUUGGUAUGCUGGGAUGAUCUCACAUCUGCAUUUCUUCAGGUGAAAGUCAAAGCCACACACACGUAUUCAAGAAUAAGCUAACUCUUGUGAAUGGGGUGGGAGAAAGAGGAUGGCUAAUGAAAAACAUCUGUUCUCAUAGUGUUCAAAAUCUGAUAGAAACAAUCUCUAGCCAUCUUCAAAAGGUAAAAACCAAACCCUCGAGUUGCAUCAGUAGAUUCCUGGAAUCUUACAUUUUAUACCCUUGUGUUUGAUUCAGUGUUGUAGUGAUUGCCCCAUGAACACAGUGUUUGCUUUAUAUACCUGAUUGUCCAAGUGGCACCAGUAUUUUUUUUUUAAUCUUUUGAGAAGUUACCAUGAUUCAAAGGCUAGCAAUUGCAAAACGUUUCAAAAAGAGGCCCACUCUUCAGAAUUAAUAUGCAUUUUGAACCCAAAAUUCAUCCUUCACCGCAGUCCUAGUAAUUUUGGACAAAGGACUGCUUUAUUUUUAAAGGACUAAGAGUUUUAGAAGCCAUGUAAGAAAAGACUUUGAGGAUAUAAAAAGCCUAAACCAGCAAUUCCUUAUGUUGAAUUCAAUAGCUUCACCAACUUUUCACUAGCAUAUAUGGAAGUGAACCAAUGGUUUCAAUCUAAUUUUACAUCAUGCUACAAGUGGUAGUAUUUUGAAAAAAAAAGAAAAAGGUAGCAAAGUUUAGAAACUGAACUGUUUGUGUUUAAAGAUAAAGUCUGCAAGCCUGUCAAUUUUUACAUUAGAAGAAAAGGCAUUUUUCUUACACUUAAUGAACACUUUCUUUAUUUCAAAGCCACCCUGCACUCUUUGACCUGCAUUGUAUUUUAUGGAGCCCUUCCUGAUAGUUCUCAGAAGAAUGUAUUGGGGGUGUUAGCACUACAAAUGGGGUAUUGGGAGGAAAAACAUGGAAAUGAGUGAACUCUCUCCAGGAGGAGGAUUACUGUAUAAAUACUACAUUGGAAAAGAGAGUUAGUUUGAAUAAUUUUAUGUCGACUCAAGUAUUUGUUGAAGGCAUUUAAAUUAGUCACAAAAGUUGUAAUCUAAUAAGUUGGAGUUAUUUCUGUUAUCUCCUGUUUUAUGUUAAUAUCCAUUGUGGCCAGUUUAAUGGCAAUGAGACUUUCAGUGCUUUCUUUCCUAUUAUGUGAUACAUGCAAUUGAAAGCAGCAGUCAGACCUAGGCUAGUUUCUUUGGUUUAUGAGAACCACAAAACAUAGGAGAAAAAUAGCAAUGUUACAAACAUAUCAAAAAGCCUAAAUUCUGCUCUGUCGUAAUUUUAAUUGAAAGGAUGCAGUGAGUCUCUAGUUACUAAGCCCCAUUAAUGCACGAUUUUCCAAAGGUCCUUAAAGCGCAAACGUACAGCCAAGCCUUUAUUCAUCUGCAUACGUAAUUCACUGUGCUAGAAGUAAUACCAAAUCUUGUGGAUUCAAAGUUAGACUUUUUGUGAACUUGCUGGAAAGACUGGACAAACAGCUGGAAGAAUAAAUAAAAGUUAACUAUAUCA